UGCCAGACGGACCUCCUUUUAGUCGCACUAUCAGUAUCCAUCCAGCUGCUGCUUCUAGUUUAGGGUAGAUCUGCCGUUGGAAAUCGUUAUCAGUUCCGCUAACUUUUGUGAGUUUUGGCGCGUUUGGGAUCUCCUUUAAUCCUUACCCUAUUAUUGUUUUUUAAUUACAACCGUAUCUCGUUAAUUCUAAAAAAUGUCAGGACGCGGAGCCAAAACUGUCCAGAAAAAACGGCAAACCAAGUCAGGGCGUUCGGGACUGGUCAUGCCAGUAUCGCGUUUUAUUCGGGCCCUGCGGAAAGGCAACUACGCCAAACGGUUGAGCGUGGCUUCCGGCGUGUAUACCGCGGCCGUUGUUGAGUAUCUGGUCGCGGAAGUUUUGGAGUUAGCUGGCAAGGCCUCUACCGACAACAAGAAGAAGCGGAUCAGUCCUCGCCAUAUCCAGCUGGCCAUCCGGAACGACGAAGAACUGAAUCGCUUUUGCGAGGGCGUCGUCAUCGCCCAAGGUGGGGUGAUCCCGCACCUUCACCCGGCUCUGCUGAAGCCACAUAGCCAGUGGAAGGUGGCGGACACCAAUAUUAAUCUGACGACCGAAGCCAAACCGGAAAAGGAGAAAUCCGAGAAGUCCAAGUCAAAGUCGCCUAAGAAGAAAUCGAAGAAAGCCGUGGCGCAGGAAGAUGAGGAGUAGCUGACCCAGAACUGGCAUCUCGAAGCAUUCUUACACACUGCGUACAGGCCGAGCAGUGUUGUAACAUGUUCCAUGGGUAUUAGUUUGUUGCGUGCUUAGUGGACAGAUUUCAUAUUUUGUUUUCGUGGACUUCGUGGAAGAAUUGUAUCAUAUUACAUUGUCAAAGUUAUUUUUUCAACUACAUAGAUUUUCUCAACUCGGAAGCGCUGUUAUUCUAUGUAGCUUGUAAUACCAGUUAGGCCGUUUUAGUAUUUCUCAGCUCUUUGGAGUUUUUUUAAUUGCAUUUACUGUGGUUGAUCGGUUUGUUUUUGUCAACAGUUACUGUACAGUUUUCGCUGAUCGCACAGACAAGAAUAUUAAAGAAUUUGUGGU
This is a messenger RNA of Paramacrobiotus metropolitanus, 1057 nucleotides long. RefSeq names its product histone H2A-beta, sperm-like. The record is from RefSeq and is a predicted model, not a curated record. NCBI's taxonomy places the organism in Eukaryota, Metazoa, Tardigrada, Eutardigrada, Parachela, Macrobiotidae. The transcript has 5 exons. Gene Ontology annotation, molecular function: structural constituent of chromatin; protein heterodimerization activity; DNA binding. Bases 194 to 685 code for a protein of 163 amino acids. Gene Ontology annotation, cellular component: nucleosome.